Gymnodraco acuticeps is the source of this 1184-nucleotide messenger RNA. RefSeq names its product prokineticin receptor 1b (gene prokr1b). Gene Ontology annotation, cellular component: membrane. Bases 1 to 1176 code for a protein of 391 amino acids. Gene Ontology annotation, biological process: neuropeptide signaling pathway. The transcript is spliced from 2 exons. NCBI's taxonomy places the organism in Eukaryota, Metazoa, Chordata, Actinopteri, Perciformes, Bathydraconidae. The record is from RefSeq and is a predicted model, not a curated record. Gene Ontology annotation, molecular function: neuropeptide Y receptor activity.
AUGGGCGACUCCAACCUCAGCCACAUGGUAGCACCUUGUACAGAGAUGCAGGAUAAUCUCCUUCAUUACAUGGACAGCUAUGAUAUGGACUAUGGAAUCCCUCUGGAUGAGAUCCCAGACACCACGCAGGGCCAGGCCUUCUUUGUGGCCACCAUUGUUAUUGGAGUGGUGCUUGUCUGCAUCAUGCUUGUCUGUGGGUGCGGGAACUUCAUAUUCAUUGCCACGCUGACACGCUACAAAAAGCUGCGCAACCUCACCAACUUGCUCAUCGCAAACCUUGCCAUCUCAGACUUCAUAGUGGCAGUUGUGUGCUGCCCGUUCCUCUUGGACUACUAUGUGGUGAAACAGCUCUCCUGGGAUCAUGGAUUACUGCUGUGUGCCUCCGUCAACUAUCUCCGGACGGUGUCACUCUACGUGUCCACAAACGCAUUGCUUGCCAUUGCAAUUGACAGGUACAUGGCGAUAGUCCAUCCUCUGAGGCCUCGUAUGAAGUACCAAACCGCCUACUUCCUCAUCACAGGAGUCUGGAUUGUUCCUAUUGUGAUAUCAAUUCCCUCAGCCUACUUCACCUCUGAGACCAUUUAUCCUCAUGGUGGCAACUCCCCAACAACUCACAAAGUUUUCUGUGCCCAGAUCUGGCCUGUAGACCAACAAAUCUACUACCGCUCUUACUUCCUGUUUGUUUUUGCUGUGGAGUUUGUUGGGCCUGUGAUCAUCAUGGUUAUGUGUUACUACCGAAUUUCCCGCGAGCUCUGGUUCAAGAGUGUUCCAGGUUUCCAGACGGAGCAGAUUAGGAAGAGGUUGCGUUGUCGUCGCAAGACAGUGAUCGUCCUGAUCGGGAUCAUGACGGCGUACAUCCUGUGCUGGGCCCCUUACUAUGCCUUCACCAUAAUACGAGAUUUCCACCCAACACUAAUCUCCCGCCAGAAGAACUCAUUGGUUGCUUUUUACAUAAUCGAGUGCAUUGCCAUGAGCAACAGCAUGAUCAAUACCUUCUGUUUUGUCAGCGUCAAGAACAACACAGUUAAGUACCUUAAGAAGAUUGUACUGAUGCGCUGGAGGUCCACGUAUGACCCUGGAAAGAUUGUGGAUGAGAUGGAUGUUAGGACUUCCUCCAUGCCUGUUACAGAGGAGAUUGAAUGCAUUCACUUGAGGUGCAGAGAAGAAAUUCUUUAAUCAUAUAU